AUGAGCGGCCUCAGCCCGCCCUACCCGGACCCGCGCACCGCCCUCACCAUCGACUCUCCCGCGUCAUUCGCCGCCUUCGUCGACUCGCUCGCCGCCCCCUCGAGCUACGCCCUCGCCCACCCGAGCACCAGGGCCCGCUUCAAGCUCGCCCUCUACUCGUACGCCCUCGACCCCGACUCGCCCGUCCGCCACCUCUUCCUCCCGCCCGACUCGUCCCACCCCGAGGCCGCGUCCGUGUCCGACGACUGGACCCUCGCCGCCGCUCAGCAGCAGCAGGGCCGCACCUCGACCUCGAACGACGUCGAAGACGAGUACGGGCCCUCGCGCCGGGGCAAGCCCUGCGCGCACGUGUUCCGCCCGGGCGAGAGCGUCUACCGCUGCCGCGACUGCGGCACCGACCCGACCUGCGUCCUGUGCGCGCGCUGCUUCCACGCCUCGUCGCACGCUCGCCUCGGCCACGACAUCACCGUCAGCACCCACGCCGGCGUCGGCGCCGGGUGCUGCGACUGCGGCGACGCCGAGGCGUGGAAGCCCGGCCGCCAGCGCGACUGCCGGUACCACGGCGUCGAGCACGACUCGGACACGGCGACGGCGGCGAGCGGGAGCGCGAGUGCGACGGCGGCGGGCAAGGGCAAGGAGCGCGCGACCGAGGAGGACGAGCAGGCCGAGGCGGCAAAGGACCGCGUCGCCCGUAUCCUCGCGCUCGCGCUCGACUGGGCCCUCGGCGUCCUCGAGCGCUCGCCCGAGGUUCUGCGCACGCCCACGCGCCUCGAGCAGGUGACGGGCGUCCCGAGCUCGUCGCCGCCGGGCACGGCGCGCGCCGGCGAGACGCGACGCUCGGGCCAGCGCGACGAGCCCGACGAGCCCGACCUCGACGCCGACGUCGACGGUGACGAGGCGACGGCAACGACGCCUCGCGCGACGCUGCGCAACCUCGCGGCGCUGCUGCGCGCCGGCGGCGGCGACACGGUGCUGCGCGCCGGCGACGGCGCGACGCUCGAGCCGCAGGCGGUCUUCGCCCAGCUCGCCGACGUCGAGGGCGACACGUUCGUCCUCCCUGGGCCUGCCGGUGCCACCGGGCGCGCAGCCGAGGGCGAGGGCGAGGGAGGAGGAGCUGGCGAGGGUCAGGGCGGCGAGGCCGCGGCGGAACUUGAUCGGCGGGUCGAGGCGCUGCACCGGCUCGUCGGGCUCGUCGUCGACCAGGGCGGCACGCCUAUCGCCAUCGCCGGCGCCGACGACGACAUCGACGAGGAGCACACGCCCGCCGUCUUCCUCCCCGGAGCGUUCCCGCACUCGUCGUCGUCGUCGGCUACGAGCCGAGAUGCGCCCGCUGCCCCGCUCGAGCAGACGACGCCGCCGUACGCCGUCAUCCUGUGGAACGACGAGCAGCACUCGUUCCGCGAGGUCAUCGACCAGGUCUCGCUCGCCGUCGGCUGCUCGGCGUCGGCCGCAUCCGCCGUCGCCAACCGCGUCGACACGCACGGCCGCGACGUCAUCCUCGUCACGCCCUCUGCGACCGAGGCGCUGCGCGUCGCGCGCGUCGUCGCCCAGAUCAAGCUCGUCGUGACCGUUCGCGAGGCGCGCGACACGUUCCGCGAGCAGUGCGCCGCCGAGGUCGUCGCGUGCGUGCGCGACGUCCUGCGCGCGCGGUGCGGCGCCGAGGGCCCGGGCGCGCUCGCCGGGACGGUCGCGAGGGUGUUGCUCGAGCGGGCGAGCGACGGGAGGAGCAGGUGGAUGCGCUGGGCCGAGGUCGAGGGCCGGCUGUGGAAGGCGCCGAGGAAGGUCGGGCAGGAGGUCGCUGUUGCGCUCAUGGGCGUCGGCGGCGAGGUCAAGACGGAGCUCAGCGUCCAGUACGCCGAGAUCUACUCGUCGCUCGCGACGACGUACCUCCUCACCGACCGCGAGCCCGAGAACUCGCUCAUCUUCUUCGGCGUCCAAGUGUUCACCGUUCCGUCGGUCGCGGCCCUCCUCGUCUCGCGCCACUACUUCCUGUCGCGGCUCCUCAAGGUCCUCACGUCGUUCCUCACCGGCCAACUGUCGUCCGACCGCACCCGACUCGUCCUCCCGCCCAACCCGGCGCACCGCACGCUCGACCUCGACUCGCCUCUGAUCGCCAAGCAGCGGCGGUACUUCCAGCUCUUCUCGGACCUGACGCACCUCAUCCAGUGCGCGCCCGUCCAGCGCCUUAUCGCCUCGUCGCCGCACCUCCUCGACGACUUUGCCGCGUUCGCCGCCCUCUUCCGGGGCAUGAACCCGCUGUCGAGGGCCGAGGGCGCCCACGUCGAGUACGAGAGCGAGCAGUGGAGUACGGCGUUCAACCUCACGAUCCAGCUCGCCCGCACCUGUCGCGCGUUCGGCGCCGCGUUCCACCCGCUCGACGAGGUCGACGACGCCGCCCUCGACGGCGGCGAGCGCCGUCCUGCGCCACCGAGCACGCUCGACCUCGCACGGGCGCUGCACGCGCUCGUGACCCGCCUCGUGACGCCGGCGGCGACGACCUCGGGCGGCGACGGCGCCGCGCCCGAGUCGCACUCAGUUGCGCUCGCCGGGCGCACGUACGGCCCGCUCGUGCGCGCGAGAGUGAGCGGCGCGCCCGUGUCGUACCACCACCCGCUCGCGUGGCUGUGGGCCGAGAUGGCCAAGGGCCUCGCCGGGCCGAGGGGCGGCGACGAGGCCAUGAGGGCGGUGGGCGUGAGCGGCGUUGCGGAGCUGCUCGGCGGCGAGGGCUGGGAGGGCGAGGUCAAGCCGAUGGUGAGAGCGAUGGAGGAUCCGCUGCGAGUACUCGCUCUCGUUGCCCAAGUGCGCUCGGGCGUCUGGGUCCGCAACGGCUUCACCGUCCGGGCGCAAAACCUGCACUACCGCGACUACUCGCUCCGCGAGACGACGUUCGAGCAGGACAUCUUUUUCCUCCAGACGGCGCUCGUCGUCCUCGACCCGGCACUCGUCGUCGCCGCACUUGUCGACCGGUUCGAGGUGCACGACUGGCUCGUCCGCCGCGCGUUCGACCCGACCGCCACCGCCGCCGCCGCCAAGAGCCCGUACGAGCCCGAGCAGGCCCUCGCGAUGGUCGACGAGCUCCUCAGCCUCCUCAUCACGCUCGUCUCGGACCCGACCUCGGUCGUGCCCCUGUCGCCGUCGGCCGCGCUCCGCCGCGAGCUCGUCCACUACCUCGCCCUCGCGCCGUGCGUCUACUCGGACCUCCUGCGCCGCGUCUCUGAGCGCUUCUCGGACGACCCCAACAUCGACCGAGUGCUCGCCGACAUCGCCACGUUCAAGCCGCCGAGCGGGUCCAACGACCAGGGCACGUACGCGCUGCGCCCAGACCUCCUCGGCGAGGUCGACCCGUACUUUGCGCGCUACUCGCGCAACCAGCGCGAGGAGGCCGACGGCAUCGUCCGCGCGUGGCUCAAGAAGAGCGGCCGAGGCGGCAAGGCCGGCGACGAGCCCGUCAUCGUCCCUCGCCGGCUCGCCGUCGCCGGCGGCGCGUCGGGCCCGUUCGAGCGCCUGCCGCGCGCACUCGGCGCGCAGGCCCUCCUCGCCGUCGUCUUCUACGCCCUGCGCAUGGGCAGUGCGCUGCCUGUACCGACGCCCGAGGCCGACGACGGCGAGGACGAGGUCGAGCAGCCGGCGCCGCUCUUCUCCGAGGCGGUCGUCGACCAGGCGCUCCAGCUCGCGCUCGUCGCGCACGUCGAGCAGCCCGACGCGCUCGCCGACUUUGCGCUCGUGCCGGUCGAGCUCGAGGACGCCGCGACCGACGCCGUCGACAAGCACGGGUCGCUCGCGCAAGUGCUCGUCCGCAUCGAGGAGGACGAGCGGCUCAAGGGCGUCUGGCCCAAGGCGCGCUUCCUCCUCGACCGCCUCGUCGACGCGCACGGCGCCGCGGUCGCGGACCUGCGUCGCAAGGUCGAGGUCGCCGAGGAGGAGGGCAAGGCGAGCGACGCGGCGCAGGCGGUCGAGGCCAAGCGGCGAGCGGCCAAGGCGCGCCAGGAGGCCAUCAUGCGCCAGUUCCAGCAGGCGCAGUCGGCGUUCCUGCAGAACGUCGAGGACGACGACGAGGAGGACGAGGCGUCGGGCGGCGCAGGCGACGGCGAGGAGGCGAUGCGGUCGGCCGACGAGCAGGACAAGGUCCACGUCGACUUUGGCGACUGCAUCGUGUGCCAGGACGCGCUCGAGGACACGCAGCCGUUCGGCAUGCUCGCGCUCGUGCAGGGCAGCAGCCUGAUCCGCAUCACGCCCGCCCACGUCGGCGACGUGGACGAGCCCGUCCUCGGCGACGAUCGCCCGCCCGUCGACGCGACGGCGUACCACCAGGAGAUCCUCGACCUCCCGUCGAGCCUCGACCGCGACCUGUCCGCUCGUCGGCCGUACGGCGUCGCCGGGCGCAAGGUGCCCCUCCCAGGGUUCGCCGACAGCGGCGACGGCCUCGCCGAGGGCUUCCCGCAGAGCACCAAGGCGGGCAUCGCGGCGUCGUCGUGCGGGCACCUCAUGCACCUCGCGUGCUUCGAGCGGUACUGCCAGUCGCUCGAGCAGCGCCACCGCUCGCAGCCGACCCGGUGCCACCCGGAGAGCAUCGAGCGGCGCGAGUUCGUCUGCCCGCUCUGCAAGAGCCUCGGCAACGUCCUCCUCCCCGCCGAGGUCACGUCGCCCGCGUUCGUCCCGUACCGUGGCGAGGCCGACUCGAGGUCGCUCGCCGAGUGGGCCGACCCGGACGCCGACCCGCUCGAGCCCGGCAGCCUCGCUCGGUUCGACGCGACCUUCCACCAGCGCAUCGACAAGCUGUCGCUCGUCGGCGACAACGGCGAGGCGAGCUCGUUCAAGCCGUGGCGGGCGACUAUGGCGCUCCCGAUGCUUCUCCCGACCCACUUCAACGACGCCGAGGGCCGCAUGAUCGCCCGCCUGCUCCAGGUCGUCACGGCGCUCAAGCACGAGGUCGGCGGGCCCGGUGCCGGCGUCGCGUCGCUGUCGGGCGACCUCGUCGGGUACACCAUCUCGGCGCUCGAGGUCGCGUCGCGAGGGACGGCCGAGCCCGCGUGGGCCCUCACCGAGGGCAACGUCCGCCUCGUCCAGAGCCUGUUCGCCGCCAUGCAGGACCUCGCCGAACUCAUGACCCAGUCGGUCGAGAGCUCGCGCAUCGCCGCCGUCUCGGUCCGACAGCGCCUCGGCGGCGUCUUUGCUCGCGGCACCAAGUUUGCCGGCCUGCCCUUUACGCUGCUCGACCCGCUCGGCGUCGUCAUCGAGGCGGCCGUCUGCAUGCCCUCGUCCUUUUAUCACGUCGUCGCCGUCGCCUUCUACACGGCGCUCGCGCAGAGCCUCCUCGGCGUCUACCGCCUCCUCCACGCCGGGUCCAGCUCGGCGUCGACAGCCACCUGGACGAGCGACAAGGUCGACGACCGCCAUCAGCAAGAGUGCGCCGACCUGUUCCGCGUCCGCGACGUGUUCGCGAUGGCGCCGGCCCUGUUCGGCAAGGACGACUCGCCUGACCACGAGACGGUCGGCAAGCUCGUGCACGCCCAGAUGCUCGUCUUCCUGCGGCGCGCCAGCAUCGUCGCGCGCGUCGUGUUCGGCGAGCCGAGUGGCGGCGGGCAGGACACGCCGCUCGACGCCGACGUCGAGAACGGGCCGAGCGAGUACUCGCGCCUGCUCGAGCUCUUGCGCAUUCCGGCGCCGAGCGAGGUCCUGCGCCCGUACAACACGGCCGAGUCGGCCCCGAGCGUCGUCACGCUGCGCGCACACCUGUCGACCUGCCGCGACUCGAUCAGCGACACCCUGUUCUCGACGUCCGACCCGGCCGAGGCCCGCAAGGCCCUCAUCCUCGACGACUCGAUUGCCGAGCUCGAGCACCCGGUCCCGUACGAGCUCCUCGGCCUGCCGCAUCAGCUCGACACGCUCGUCGCGUACGCGCUCGAGACGCCGUGCCGGCGCUGCGGCGAGGUGCCUCGAGAUGCGGCACUGUGCCUCCUCUGCGGCGAGAACCUGUGCGCCCAGAGCUUCUGCUGCAUGGUCGGCGAGAACAACGCGAUGCACGGUGAGUGCAACGAGCACAUGUGGACGUGCGGCGGCUCCGUCGGCAUCUACUACCUCGUCAAGAGCAACGUCAUCCUGUACCUGCACGCCGACAAGGGCGCGUUCUCGACGCCACCAUACCUCGACUCGCACGGCGAGGUUGACGUCGGCGGCCGACGCGGCCGCAGCCAGUUCCCGCAGUACCUGCACCGAGGUCGGUACGACGAGGUGCGCCGACUUUGGCUCGCGCACGGCGUCCCGACUUUCGUCGCCCGCAAGCUCGAGGCGACCAACAACCCUGGAGGAUGGCAUGCGUUCUAG
Molecule: messenger RNA, 6324 nt
Organism: Rhodotorula graminis WP1
Lineage: Eukaryota; Fungi; Basidiomycota; Microbotryomycetes; Sporidiobolales; Sporidiobolaceae
Exons: 5
Coding region: 1-6324 (2107 amino acids)
Biological process (GO): protein ubiquitination; ubiquitin-dependent protein catabolic process via the N-end rule pathway
Cellular component (GO): ubiquitin ligase complex; cytoplasm
Molecular function (GO): ubiquitin protein ligase activity; zinc ion binding
Source: RefSeq, a predicted model, not a curated record